Molecule: messenger RNA, 867 nt
Organism: Phycomyces blakesleeanus NRRL 1555(-)
Lineage: Eukaryota; Fungi; Mucoromycota; Mucoromycetes; Mucorales; Phycomycetaceae
Exons: 4
Coding region: 1-867 (288 amino acids)
Biological process (GO): regulation of G protein-coupled receptor signaling pathway
Source: RefSeq, a predicted model, not a curated record
AUGGAAGACGCACUUUGGGCACAAAUACUAAACGCAACUCAUGAGGAUGAGGAUGCUCGAGCCAGAGCACAAAAUGAUAGUGGAGCAGAUACAGAUGCAUCAGAUAAUGAAGAAGAAGCUACAGUUGCCAAUAAUCAACAAACAUCAGAGCCUGUACGUAGUCCAACUGGUAAUGGUAGACACACAGGUCCAAAAGGUGUGAUGGCAGAUCAUGCAUACUACAACAAGGUCAAAGUAGCAACAGAACAGGCCAAACGGGAUGAACACAAUUCCCGAAUGCUUUCCAAAGCACUCAUGACAACAACUUAUUUGGAAGACGUUGCUGCAUCUAAACAAGAAGUGCUUGUAUUGGAACACCAAGAGAGUGAUGAUGAUCUCUUGGAGGAUGAAGAGAUUCUCGCCUUGUAUCGUCAGAAACGACUAGGCGAGCUGAGACAGAUGAGUAAUCAUGGUGUACGAAAACAGCAUCGCCUGUUUGGUACUUUGGAAACAGUAAAUGCCGAUGACUAUGCAACAGCUAUUGAUAAUGAGUGGAGAACAGUACCAGUCAUUAUCCAUCUUUAUGACAACUCGAUACCUGAAUGUCGAAAGUUGGAUGACCAUUUGCGUGGAUUAGCAAGCACUUAUGCGUUAGCAAAGUUCAUCAGGGUGUCUGCACUUGAUCUAGAGUUUGAUCUUGUUGGAUCACCUGCUGUUUUGGCUUAUAAGAGUGGGCUUCUGAUUGCAAAUAUGGUCCGUUUUGUUGAUCAAGUCGGGCCGCGUUUCAGUCCAGAAGCAGUGGAAGAUUGCUUAGUGGGAUGUGGUGCAUUAUGUGAAGAGGACCUUUAUGAGACACCCAGCCAGAAGGAUGAAGACGAAGAAGAUUAG